Molecule: messenger RNA, 1479 nt
Organism: Pleurotus ostreatus (oyster mushroom)
Lineage: Eukaryota; Fungi; Basidiomycota; Agaricomycetes; Agaricales; Pleurotaceae
Exons: 10
Coding region: 1-1479 (492 amino acids)
Biological process (GO): transmembrane transport
Molecular function (GO): transmembrane transporter activity
Source: RefSeq, a predicted model, not a curated record
AUGGCAGCAAGCCCCUCGACGAGUUCAAGAGCGAUUGAAGGCGAUGAGAGGCAGCCAUUGUUGCAAGGCGAACUCGAUCUAGAAGCCAAGACGAGCAUCACCCCCUUGCCCGUCAAACAAUUAUCGGUCCUUUGCAUGCUUAGAGUCCUGGACCCAUUAGCGUUCUCGCAGAUCUUCCCGUACAUCAAUAAUUUCAUGGAGGACCUGCAUUUGACGGAUGAUCCAUCUCAAGUCGGGUUCUACAGCGGAUUAGUGGAAAGUGCUUUCGCUCUAGCACAACUACUUGCGAUCUAUCCUUGGGCGUGGAUCUCUGACGUCAUUGGCCGGCGCCCUGUCAUUCUCCUCUGCGUCUCUGGACUCGCCGUCACCACAUUUCUGUUCGGUCUUUCGACCAGCUUUAGCGCAGUGAUGAUAUCCCGUAUCCUAGCCGGCUUGUUUACGGGGAAUGUGGCAGUCAUUCCUUCCGUCCUAUGCGAGAUAACAGACACGUCGAACCAAGCGGUCGCUUUCCCCAUCUUCGGUCUCUUCUGGCCGAUUGGUUCUAUAAUAGGACCACUUAUUGGAGGCUCCCUUUCAAACCCAGCGAAAAGGUUUCCUGCGUGGUUCGACUACCCGUUGUGGACCGCCUACCCUUACUUCCUCCCUUGCUUUAUUGCUUCCACAGUAACGGUGAUUGUACUUGUCAUCAGCUACGUUUUCCUCGAAGAGGUAUGUUCUCUGAAUGUUUCCGGGCCGACGGUUGAGCGGGAUGCCUUCGGCUCAAACCACGAUUUGCAGACACCUCCAACCUACACAAAAUCGCCUAGCGUCCGGAAGUUACUUCGCAAUCCUAUCAUCCAGUGUUUGUGCAUAUCAGGUUGCGCAAUGAACUUCGUGACAACCGCGUUUGAUGUUGUAUUCGUGCUUUUCUGCUACACGCCUGUCGAAUCGGGCGGGCUUUCCUUUUCGGAAUCUCAAAUAGGAUACACGCUUUCCAUUUCCGGCGCAUUGGCGGCCUCGCUGCAGCUCUUCGUGAUGCCCACGCUGCUGCGGACGUACGACCAUGCGAAGAUGUAUACGUUUUUCAUGGGGAUCUGGCCUCUCGCCUUUACUGCGCUUCCGAUGUUGAAUGUCAUCGCACGCGCGAGUGCUGACGGUGACGAAGGGAUUGCAUCGCCGCAGGGUGAAAUAGUGCUUUGGGUCAGCAUUGUGUUAUGCUUGUGUAUUGCUCGAACGGGGUUUCUUGCACACUCAUUGAACAUGCUCCUCAUCAAACGAUACGCCCCUCCGUUUGCUCUGGCUUCGACGAAUGGUCUAGUGCAAUUCUCCAUAUGUCUGGCUCGCGCAGUCAGUCCUGCUUUUAUUAGUUCCUUAUUUGCCCUUUCCACCAAUAAAAAUUUAAUCGGUGGUCGCCUUUGGGUCGUGGUUAUGUUCUUUAUGAGUAUCGGUGCUACCGCCAUCUCUAAAGCCAUCACUUGGUGUCAGCCAAGAGAGGUAUAA